Molecule: messenger RNA, 1485 nt
Organism: Verticillium alfalfae VaMs.102
Lineage: Eukaryota; Fungi; Ascomycota; Sordariomycetes; Glomerellales; Plectosphaerellaceae
Product: PH domain-containing protein
Exons: 2
Coding region: 1-1485 (494 amino acids)
Source: RefSeq, a predicted model, not a curated record
AUGAGCGCUACUCCGACUGAGCUGCCAUCGAGGGCGGCCACUGGCCUGACCACCGCGAGCACAAACGAUGGUGCCAUCUCCGACACUGACCCCACCAGCACCGCUGGCCUCCUAGGCGAGCGCCUUCAGGCAUGGAAGCAUGCCGUUGGUUAUCUCGAGGACUACAUGGGCGCGAUUGAGAAGAUUCACCGCGCUCAGGCUAAGGAAUAUGAGCGCGCUCUCAAGACCAUCUCGAACCCUCUCAAGGAGGGUCACCACUUCGACCAGUCUCUCGGUGGAAUCGCCGGCUACUUCGAGAACAUGCGCUCCAACACCCAGGCCCUCAUCAACACCAACAUUGAGACCGAGAAGUCGAUCAAGGGCUCUGUCCUGCCCGUUCUUGAUCGUCUACACAAGGAGAUCAAGGCCAAGAGCAAAGAGUUGACCAGCGGUGUUGAGAAGACGGCCAAGGAAGUCGAGAAGGCCCGCAACAACACUCAGAAGCAUAUCGAGCUUCUCGGUCAACAGACCGCAUCCUAUGAGUCCUCUGGUGGCAAGAUCCACGGCUCCGAUGAUCCCUACGUCGUCAACCGUGGUGUCCUGCACCGCCUCCACAAGCAGGUCAUUGAGGAGAACAACAACCGCAAUGAUCUACUUGCUGUCCAGAACAACUCGCAAGCCUUUGAGGCACAUAUUGUCCAGGUCAUUCAGCAGGCCAUGGAGUCUUUCACCCUCCUCGCCGGCGGCCAGGGCGAGAAGACGCGCGCCCUGCACUACGACAUGCUGCAAUCCAUUCAAUCCGUCGUGCCCGAUUUCGAGUGGCGCGGCUUCACCACUCGCUCCGCUGACCGCCUCAUCAACCCCAACGACCCCGCCCGCUCUGUUGACGACAUUCAGUUCCCCAACAUGUCCCACCCGGCCACCAAGUCCCUCAUCGAGGGAUCGCUCGAGCGCAAGUCGCGUAACAAGCUGUCGUGGGGCUACACGACAGGCUACUAUGUUGUCACACCUUCCAAGUUCCUUCACGAGUUCAAGGACUCGGAUAAUGCUCGCGUCGACCCCAAGCCCGAACUGUCAAUCUACUUGCCCGACGCCAUCAUUGGCGCUCCUUCUGGCGAAAAGUUUAACGUCAAGGGCAAGGAUCGCAGCGGCGGCAUGAGCGCCAAGCUUACCGGCACUGCCGAGUUGGCCUUCAAGGCCCACACCCCUUCCGACGCGCAGCGAUGGUUCGAUAUUAUCAGGGGCGUUGCCGGCGCUACUGGUCCCGCAGAGCCGACGUCACCGUCGUCGCCCGUCGUGGAUCAGGAUGCCAAGUUUGCCGCCGUCACGCCGCCAGGUCCCACUUCGCCGGUCGCAGGCCACGAAGCACAGCAGUCUGGAGUACUGGCGGCAGCGGACGAGAAGCCUCCUGUGCAGGCUGCCCCUGCUCAGGCUGCUCCUGCUCAGGCGGCACCAGCCGCAGCACCGGCUCCUGAGAAGGCUGGAGCUGCUCCCCCUGCUUUCUAG